Molecule: messenger RNA, 1494 nt
Organism: Cricetulus griseus (Chinese hamster)
Lineage: Eukaryota; Metazoa; Chordata; Mammalia; Rodentia; Cricetidae
Source: RefSeq, a predicted model, not a curated record
AUGUCAUCUAAAAGGGACUCUUAUAGUGAAGACGAAGUACCAGAGCUUGGAGUUGAGUCCAGUUCCUCUGACAGAGAGGGCUUCCUCGCUCAGUACAAGGUCUUGAAGACCAUUGGCCGUGGAGGCUAUGCCGAAGUAAAACUGGCAUACCACCGCCUCACAGGCACCCCAGUGGCUCUCAAAGUGCUUCGGAAAAGAAAGAUGUGGAGCUUCCCAAUCAUGUCUGAGGUAGAUAUCAUGAUGAUGAUCGACCACCCUAACAUCAUCUCACUUCUCCAAGUGAUUGAGACUGAGAAGAGAAUAUACCUCAUCAUGGAGCUGGCUGAGGGACAACAGCUUUAUAAAUACACCCGAAAGGCUGGCUACCUGUCGGAGGAUGAGGCCCGGAGGAUAUUCAAGCAAAUAAUAAGUGCUGUGAAUUACUGCCAUGAGCAUGGAAUAAUUCAUCGGGACCUGAAACCAGACAACAUCAUGGUGGAUGACAAUGGAAAUGUCAAAAUCAUAGACUUUGGCCUCGGCACCCAAGUCAAGCCAGGACAAAAGCUUAGCUUUCACUGUGGAACCUAUGCCUUUGGUGCACCUGAAAUCCUCCUUGGCAGACUUUAUGAUGGCCCCAAAGUUGACAUAUGGACCUUGGGAGUCAUUUUAUAUUUCAUGGUAGUUGGGAAUGUCCCAUUUAAUGGUCACACCAUAACAGAGCUACAAAGGAAGAUUGUGGCAGGGAAGUAUACUGUCCCCUCAGGCCUGUCAGAAGAACUCCAGGACCUGCUUAGCCUGUUGAUGACAGUCAAUCCCAAGCUUAGGCCAACAAUUGAUGAAGUGAUAAAGCACCCCUGGCUCAGGGAAGACAUGGAGGCUUUACCAAAUCACUGUGAUAAAAUGAUCCCCAGCUUGCCUGACCCUGCAAUUGUGAAAGCCAUGGAAUGUAUGGGGUUCCAAGCCCAGGAUAUCAAGGAUUCAUUACAUCAGAGGAAAUUCAAUCAAACCAUGGCAUCCUAUCUCUUACUUCAUGGGCAGGCUCUCCAGGAACAUGGCUGUACAACCCAGGCUCAGCCCAUAAAUCCAGGGGUGACACCAUUCCCUUCCCUUGAAGAUCCUGCUGCUUUCCCUCAAGAACUAAGGAGGAGGGCAAGUGAGCCGGCCCUUAGCACAUUACUCAGAGGACCAUCCACUAAUUGUCCUCAGACAGGUCAAAGGGGAGGCAGGCAUGCCACUGGGCUACUCCAGAGGACAUCCACACUGGACCCAGCCCAUCAACGUGCCAGGAGUGCUCCCAGCGUUUAUUCAGUGAGCAGCAGUGGUGAGAACACAGAACACAACUUAUGCUCACACAAAGCCACAGCAGAGGGCAAGUCUGUCCACAGCCGGGGCCAGUACAGAGGCUUGAAGGGAUGGUCAAGGAGAAUAGGAAAGGCCCUAAGGAGACUGUGUUGCUGCUUUCCAUCUGAGAAGAAACCUGGCCGAGGUCAGAACAGAGUCUCCCCUCAGAAAUGA